Molecule: messenger RNA, 2456 nt
Organism: Anolis sagrei ordinatus
Lineage: Eukaryota; Metazoa; Chordata; Lepidosauria; Squamata; Anolidae
Gene: P2RY14
Product: purinergic receptor P2Y14
Biological process (GO): G protein-coupled receptor signaling pathway
Cellular component (GO): membrane
Molecular function (GO): G protein-coupled purinergic nucleotide receptor activity
Source: RefSeq, a predicted model, not a curated record
GCAUGAAUGGUUCUGUAUUACUAAUCUGUGCUGAAAAUAGAGUGAGUUACAAAACUGUUGAGUAAGUGAAAUCUCUUGAGUAAAGAAACUGGGAGUAGGGGGAAGGCUAUCUGCUGACGCAAAAUACUUUGAGUCCCAUAAUGGAAGAAAGAUAGGACAUCACUCAAAUAAAUAAAUAUGUAAAUACAUAAUCCAUCAAUGAACAGAAAUGUAAUAUUAUUUGGUUCCCACUAGAAUAGCAGAGAGGUAUAAUUUCCAAAGAAUUCUAAAAACAUGCCUUCCUGAGAACUCAACAAGAGUUCAACAAUCCAACCCCCAUAAACACAUCCAUAAGUAUGAGAAAAGAAACACAGAGGAACUACUAUAGGAACUUGGGAACUUUUAAAGUUUCAUCUUCAGAUCAUUUCCUCUUUUUUGCCAAGGUCUGAAAAUUUGUCACUCACUGUUUAUAGCUGCCCCUCGUGGAUGUAUAAGAGAACUAGCCAGCUGCAUUACUUGACACUUAACCAAUACUUGGCAGCAGUAAGACACAACAUAUUCUUGAAGUCUAAUUUUGGAGCUAACGUAGCAGUUCUAGGAUUUUUAAGUUAAGCACUGCGAACACCAAGGAACCUUAUUCCUCCAUGAAUCUAAAAUCCAAUCUGAAUGAUUCUUAGAAAACUGGAAUGCUACAAGACUUUGUAUAUUGCUAAGCAUUGCUGCUUCUUCUACACAGAGACCUACCCACUUUCCCAUGUUCCUUAGCAAAACAUCACAGACUAAGGGAAUCAUCAGAACAACAUGCAAAUUCAAGGUUAAAAGGAAGUGAAAGCAUACUAGAAAUGCUCAACUCAAGCACCCCUUCAGGAAACCACUGCAAUUACAGCACAAAUUUUAUAAAAGAAGCUCUUCCAUGGGCAUAUGGUUUCAUCUUUAUAGUAGGAAUCCUAUUAAAUGGAGCUGCAGCCUGGGUUUUUCUACAUAUUCCAAGCAAGACCAGCUUUGUUGUCUAUCUGAAGAACAUUGUUAUUGCUGACCUUAUCAUUAUCCUAACAUUCCCCUUCAAGAUUUUUGCUGAUUCAGAGAUUGGACCCUGGCAGCUCAAAUUUAUUGUCUGCCGUUUCUCUGCUGUUAUUUUUUACCUAAAUUUGUACAUCAGCAUAACAUUGUUUGGACUCAUAGGCUUUGACAGAUGCUACAAAGUUGUGAAUUUACAAUUCAUCAGCUCUGCUCACACAGUUCGUUGCAGCAAAAUUGCUUGUGUUGUCAUGUGGGCACUACAUAUGCUCAUAUCACUUCCUAAUAGUAUUCUUACGGAUAAAACUGCUACCAAAGAAAAUUCAGGAAACUGUAUGAGACUCAAAAGUACACUUGGUGUCAAAUGGCACAAGGCUUCAAACUACACGUGCCUAGUGGUUUUUUGGACUGUGUUCCUCCUCUUAAUAGCCUUCUACAGUUCUAUUUCAAGGAAAAUAUAUUUUUCCCACAAAAAAUUCAAGAAAAAUUCCAAGUCAGCCAAGAAAAAAACCAACAGAAAUAUUUUCAUCAUCAUGCUUGUAUUUAUUAUUUGCUUUGUUCCCUAUCACAUUGCCAGGAUUCCCUACACAUUAAGCCAAGGUCCAUCACUGUACAGCUGUGAAACAAAAAAGGUUCUGUUUUACAUCAAAGAACUGACUCUUCUUCUCACAGCUGCAAAUGUUUGCCUUGAUCCUAUUAUUUAUGUAUUCCUUUGCCAACCUUUCAAACAAAAACUUUACCAAAAACUGCAGCUCAAAAUGAAGAUAUCAGAGGAAUUAGAAAACUCGAGAUCAAGAAAGUCGAAUGCAAUUGGUGAAACAAUUGUUAUUUCAUGAAUUCUUAUAGUAAACUAUGUAUAAUAUGCUGAGGAGAUGAGCAAAUGGUUACAUCCGGGAACAGUUUAAUAGAAACCAGUUCAAUAAUAUUGGCACACUAAAGUAAGGUUUAAGAUAUAAUAUUAUGGUACAAAUACUUACAUUCACCUCUGACCCCUAUGUACUAUUUUGCUGGCAGGUACCCACCUCUUCUCACUGUCUGUUCCUUACAAGCACUGCACUUGUGUAAACUCAGAGUUUACACAAGUAAAAUAAGACUGGCCAUAGCAUCUUUUCUAGCACUGUGUCUAUUAUUUUCCUUUACUUCUGGCUUUUAAUAGCCCCUAUUUCUGUUGACUUCAGUCCUAAACAAACCAUACCAAUUCAUAAUGGACACUAUUUUCUCCAAGUCAGUUCCUAUUGGAAAGUCCACAGCAGAAUCAAGGCCAAGUUUUCUAGGCUUGUUCCUUUUACCAAAAUCAUUUUACUUCUACUGCAGGUUUCCCUCGCUACUUUCCUCUCCAACUCAUCCUCUAACAUUCUUUUCUGCCUUACUAUACUUAUCCAUCCGUGAAUUUUCAUUUGACCUUGUCUUUUUUGUCAGACCUUUAAUCUAUCCUGAUCUCUAUCCACUAGAUGUCAAAU